UCGAACACAGGGAGGAUACACGCGACUAACAACGAGUUCCAGAGAUACGGUCCGAAGGGUUUCAUGGAGAUCAAGAUCCUCCAAAACGACAACCUUUACGUCCGUGUCGACUUGCCCGGUGUUCCAGACGACGGUGUCCGCCACAGAGUCGACUCCGUGAGACAAAAGGUUGUCUUUUUCUCCGGUGAAGAGACUCUCAGCGACGGAGACGACAAGAAAAACGCCCGUGAGUACGCUGGAACCGCCGGUUUAGGGUGUGACUGCUGCGAGAUAACAGGGUUGGAUGCGAAGAUGAAAGAUGGAAUGUUGAGGAUGAUUGUGUCAAGGGUCAAAGUCAAAGACCAUGACAACAAGUGUACUCUCUUUCUCCCUCCCAACACAGGUAAAUCUGGGAGAUACAAUAUGGAUGAACCUGCUUUGAACAUGGCUAAAGCGGUGGAGGACCAUCCAUUUGUGGUGAAAGGUCCUAAGCGGUCAGAAAAUAGUGUACAACGAAGAGGUGAUUGAAGUGUUUGGGUUUCAUUCGACUUGCCAGGUGUUUGUGGUGAUGAUAUAUUGGUGCUUCCCAAUGAGAAUGAAGUCAAGUUCUACGGUGAGAACAAGGGGGUCUAUGAGCACGAUGAGAGUUGCCGUCAACGGUGCUUACGUUUGUGCUCCUGGAGUUCCACUUUUGAGCCACAGCAUCGCUUGGGAUGCUGAGUUUGGUGUUCUCACGGUCCGUAUCUGACGGAGCGGAAGUAACUAUUAGUAACCGAUAACCCGAAGAUAACGUUAAAUUCUGCGAAUGCCUGUUAACUAAGCGUUCUUAAAAUCUGUUGAAUUCUCAAAGAAUGCCCGGAAACUAAAGAUCAAGAGUGGAUUAAAACCAAAACUCUAAAUUUAUAUUAAUAUCAAAUCAAAGGCGUCUCUCACAAAUCCAAGAGAUCACUAUAUAUAUAGCAAAGCAAAAGU
This is a messenger RNA of Brassica oleracea var. oleracea, 951 nucleotides long. RefSeq lists its product as uncharacterized. The record is from RefSeq and is a predicted model, not a curated record. The transcript has 2 exons. The annotation marks the transcript as partial. NCBI's taxonomy places the organism in Eukaryota, Viridiplantae, Streptophyta, Magnoliopsida, Brassicales, Brassicaceae.